AUGCCUCUAUGUUCUCACCGCUUUCCGCUUCCAGGCUCACCUCAAACGGUGCAGGGAAGAGCAACUGGCUUCAAGGAGCUCCCUUAUCCCAGAUGGCUGCACUUCAUCUACAUGUUACUCAUUUUGGCUGCUUUCGGAAUGUCCGUGCUAGAGAUUGUGCGCUUGGCGAUGGCAGAUAUGGGCGUGGGCUUCUUGCCGUUGAGCAGCGCGGGAUUGUUCCUUGUCCUGAAUAUUAUGUGGCAAGAAAGGAAGGCCAGGACGAGAGAAAUGCUUAUGGUUCUCACUGCUUAUUGGUUAUUCAUGGCUGCCGCAGAAACGGUCAAAAUUGUCAGAUUGCACACACUGGACCAGAUCCUCUCGGAUGCUAUAGAAGAUCGUAACUUGUAUCCAAGCUCUGUUCAGAUUUUGGACAAUGCGGUUCUACUAGGACUAUAUGUACUGUUCCUGUGUUUCGAGCCCAUCACGUUGUUCUUGUCGUUACGCACAAAGCCUCCGUCAUUCGAGUUAUGUCCGUUGGCAGAACCCGACCCCUUCCAAGUGCCCAAACUGCUAGCUUGA
Marasmius oreades (fairy-ring Marasmius) is the source of this 558-nucleotide messenger RNA. RefSeq lists its product as uncharacterized. The record is from RefSeq and is a predicted model, not a curated record. NCBI's taxonomy places the organism in Eukaryota, Fungi, Basidiomycota, Agaricomycetes, Agaricales, Marasmiaceae. The coding region runs from base 1 to 558 and encodes 185 amino acids. The transcript is spliced from 5 exons.